Messenger RNA from Micropterus salmoides (largemouth bass), 1982 nucleotides. RefSeq names its product thimet oligopeptidase-like. Gene Ontology annotation, biological process: peptide metabolic process; proteolysis. The record is from RefSeq and is a predicted model, not a curated record. NCBI's taxonomy places the organism in Eukaryota, Metazoa, Chordata, Actinopteri, Centrarchiformes, Centrarchidae. Gene Ontology annotation, cellular component: mitochondrial intermembrane space. Gene Ontology annotation, molecular function: metalloendopeptidase activity.
GUCUUUCGCCGCCGCUUGAACCCGCGUGCACUCCGCUCUCUGACAGUUCGACACACGGAGCUCGCGACCCGUCAUUCAAUACCUGAACCAUGGGGCCGACAGGUGAGGUGGUGUUUGGCAGCCCGGUGCCGGUCUGCUCUGAGAACCGGCUGCGCUGGGACCUGAGUCCCGAGCAGAUCCGGCAGCUCUCCGACGAGCUCAUCGCCAACACCAAGAAGGUGUACGACCGCGUCGGCGCGCUGGACCUCGACAGCGUCACCGUCGAGAACACGCUGAAGGCCCUCGCUGACGUGGAGGUCGACUACACCGUCCAGAGGAACAUGUUGGACUUCCCGCAGCACGUGUCUUCCUGUAAGGAAGUCCGAGCGGCGAGCACCGACGCCGACAAGCGUCUGUCCGAGUUCGACGUGGAGAUGAGCAUGAGGGAGGACGUCUACCAGAGGAUCGUCGCUCUGGAGAAGAAGGUCGACCCCGACAGCCUCACCGCAGAGUCCAAGCGUUACAUGGAGCGAGUGAUCAAACUGGGGAAGAGAAACGGCCUCCACCUGCCCAAAGAGACACAAGAGGAGAUCAAGACUAUCAAGAAGAAGCUGAGCAACCUGUGCAUCGAUUUCAACAAGAACCUGAAUGAGGACACCACCAGUCUUUCCUUCACCAGAGACGAGCUGGGCGGCCUCCCCGAGGACUUCCUGAGCGCUCUGGAGAAGGAUGGAGAGAAGCUGAAGGUCACCCUGAAGUAUCCGCAUUACUUCCCCACCAUGAAGAAAUGCUUCGUCCCAGAAACCCGCAGGAAGCUGGAGGAGGCCUUCAACUCCCGCUGCAAAGAGGAGAACUCGGCCAUCCUGAAGGAGCUGGUGGAUCUUCGGGCUCAGAAGAGCUCCCUGCUCGGCUUCAGCACCCACGCUGACUUCGUCCUGGAGAUGAACAUGGCCAAGUCUGGAAAGAAGGUGGCCGGCUUCCUGGAGGAACUGGCCCGUAAGCUGAAGCCUCUGGGUGAAGAAGAGCGCUCGGUCAUCCUCAAGCUGAAGGAGAAGGAGUGUCAGAAGAGGAAUCUGCCUUUCAAUGGAGAGCUGCACGCCUGGGACACCCGCUACUUCAUGACCCAGGUGGAGGAGACGCAGUACGCCGUGGAUCAGAACCUGCUGAAGGAGUAUUUUCCCAUCGAGGUGGUGACUCAGGGUCUGCUGGACAUCUACCAGGAGCUCCUGGGUCUGUCCUUCGAGCUGGUGGACGGAGCCGCCGUCUGGCACCCGGACGUCACUCUGUACUGCGUGAAGGACCGCAGCAGCGGUCAGGUGGUCGGCCAGUUCUACCUGGACCUGCACCCCAGGGAGGGGAAGUACGGCCACGCCGCCUGUUUCGGCCUCCAGCCCGGCUGCCUGCUGCCCGACGGCACGCGCCAGAUGUCGGUGGCCGCCAUGGUGGCAAACUUCAGCAAGCCGACGGCCGACGCCCCGUCGCUCCUGCAGCACGACGAGGUGGAGACCUACUUCCACGAGUUCGGACACGUCAUGCACCAACUCUGCGCUGAGGCGGACUACGCCAUGUUCAGCGGGACUCAUGUGGAGCGGGACUUCGUGGAGGCUCCGUCUCAGAUGUUGGAGAACUGGGUUUGGGAGAGGGAGCCUCUGCAGAGGAUGUCCAAACAUUACAAGACCGGCAACGCCAUCCCCGAGGAGCUGGACAAACUCAUCAAGUCCCGCCUCGCCAACACCGGUCUGUUUAACCUGAGGCAGAUCGUUCUGGCUAAAGUGGAUCAGGCUCUGCACACCAGGACCGGACUGGACGCGGCGGAGGAGUACGCACGCCUCUGUCAGGACGUCCUGGGAAUCCCUGCUUCUCCAGCAACAAACAUGCCGGCGACCUUCGGGCACUUGGCCGGCGGUUACGACGCUCAGUACUACGGUUACCUGUGGAGCGAGGUGUUCUCCAUGGACAUGUUCUUCGCUCGCUUCAAACAGGAGGGAAUCAUGAACCCCAAG